Impatiens glandulifera is the source of this 1072-nucleotide messenger RNA. RefSeq names its product receptor-like protein 19. Gene Ontology annotation, molecular function: protein binding. The record is from RefSeq and is a predicted model, not a curated record. Lineage: Eukaryota; Viridiplantae; Streptophyta; Magnoliopsida; Ericales; Balsaminaceae. The coding region runs from base 389 to 880 and encodes 163 amino acids. The transcript is spliced from 8 exons.
AGUGUACAAGACGGCGAUUGAUUAGGGUUUUGGAAACAAUGGCUUCUUUUAGGACUCUAACGUCUGCAAUCUUUGAGGUCUUAAUGCUUAUGAUCGGCGCAAGAAGUUUUGGAAUGAGCACGGCUUGACAUUUCCUUGCCUCAUUCAUGCCAACCAUGUCUAUACUGUAUCACGAGCAAUUGCGGAUGUGACUGACAGUAAUGAUGUGAAAGGUUUGACUACGCUACAAAGAAGAUUCUCAUUGUUGCAAUCAUUUACGGAUGAUCCUUGCUUUGGACUGCUGAGUCCAUGGAGCUGGGUUGAAUGCUCUAAUGAUACACCAGCACGCAUAACCGCACUGAAUCUUCAAUCUGAUGGUUUCACUGGUUCUUUACCGGAUUUUAGCACCAUGGAUGCCCUCGAGACAAUUGAUUUCAGUCUGAACAGUUGGACUGGGCCUAUUCCUGAUUUUCUUGGCACCUUACCAAAUCUUACAACUUUGGAUUUGUCAAACAAUGAUUUUAGUGGAACAAUACCAGCUUCAAUCGCAAACAACAAUAAUUUGAUUACAUAUAUAUCCGGAAAUCUUAAGCUUUCUACAUCCAGCAAGAGCAAUACCAACAAUCCCUCAAGUGAUACGACGAUUGGUAUCCCAAAUAAUGAUCAGCAGCUAUACACCACGGGUGCGAAUAAAAAGAACAAAACAGGCGUAAUUGUUGGGAUUUUAGGUUCAGUAUUUCUGAUUGCUGGGAUAGUUGCCGGAGUUCUUGCCAUUAAGAACCAUACCAAGAGAAAAGCUGAAGCCGUGGCUGAAGCUAAUAAUGCUGCUGCAGGGAAAGAAACAAUGAAUUUGGAGAGGGAGGAAACUAGUAUGAAGGAGGAGCAAAAGUUUUAUACAUAGUCGGUUGAUUCAUAAAAAGGAAACACCUUGUUUUCGUUUGGGAAAUUGUAUUACUCACAUAUUUGUUAUUUUACUUUGUGUAAUCCACAAAGAGAAGUAUAGGAAAUGACUUCCAUUCUAUUCUAUAUACGCAAUUGAACCAAAUAUUAUUUUACAUUAGUGUGAUGAAAGUCGAUAUAUUUUAAUAUCAUG